CGAGUCGAGUCAAGAGUCAAGACUCAACUACUCGACCUCAAGUGACAUUCGUCCUCCUAACCAGAAAAACAAAAUAAUAAUUAUCUAAUAAUAAAGUUUAAUUAUCAUUCCUUCCCGUUGGAAGGUUGUUAAUAAUGUGUCAUCGUUCCGUCGCCGCGAGGUCGUCCGUACUUUAAAACCGGCCUCCCGAGCCCUGGUCUUCCUCAAAAGUAUACAGGAAGUGGCGAGUCUUCCAGGAAGUCGUCUAGCUAUGCGUUGAUACUUGGCAUGAUGAAAAUCUUGAGAUGGCGUCGAAGAACGAAAGGAGUAAGGACGAAUCGUCAAGGAUCAAAGUCAGACUCCCGAACGGGACGUACCAAACCGUCCGAUACAAUGACUGCGUCGAUGUUAAGACGAUAAUUUCUGGCGUGACCGGCACGCUCGAUGGUACGAGACGUCGGACAGAAUGCUAUGGCUUGCGCCUCAGGAACUCGUCUGGGGAGGUCUUUUGGCUUCACCAGGAUACGAGUAUGGGAAAGGUUACCCAGAGGUAUAAGGAUGCUGAUGAAUGCUCGUAUGAACUCAGGAUACGUUUCGUUCCACAGUCACUUGAAGAGUUGUACGAUGAGGAUAAAUUUACUUCAUUCCUUUAUUUUGACCAGGUGAGAUUUGAUUACUUGGAAAGCGCUGAGGCCUCUAAGAUUGAGCUGGACCUGGCUGUUACAUUGGCUUGUUUAUGCAUCCGACACCACUUCCGCGAUGUACCAGGAAUGAGCCUGGAGAAAAAAUCCAACUUGGAGUACCUCGAGAAAGAGUUGGGCCUUCGUAGAUUUUUCCCACAGAAGAUACUUGACACUCAGAAAUCGAAAACGCUUAGGAAGCUACUCCAGGCAAACUAUAAGAAGAUUGGACAGUCGACGGAAAAAGAAUACCUUACGCAUUUUUUUCGAGCCAUGCUCGGUGUUUUCCGUUAUGACGAGGAGCGAUUUCAAUGUUCUUUAGGGUCUGGAUGGUCUAUUCCUGUCGAACUGGUUGUUGGUCCUAAUUCAGGAAUCGCCUAUAUUAACCACCGUUCUACUACACCAGUAAAAAUGGCAGAUUUUGGAAAAGUUGAGAAUCUUCAAACACUCUAUUCCGACUGUACUUCCCAUCCAAAGGCGCUUGUGCGACUUGCUGUUUCGGAAACAAGCGAUCCGCUCACUAUAACUUUCUCAUCGCUUGCUGAGGCUGAAUCACUUGCACACCUGCUAGACGGCUAUUGGCGGCUCUCUGACACUUCGAAACUGAAUCCAGACAAGAAGAAGAAAGACUUUAUUUGGGACCGAACUGCUGCCGUUUGGAAACGAUUUCCUUGUCAUUGUGUUCAGAAAGAUUUAAAGAAGUCAAAAGAGAAGGAUGGAAAGACGAAAAGUAUUACAUCUGAAGACUAUGCCGAAAUAGCUGAUGAGGAUGGGGAUUAUUCUACUCCCGGAGCUAAAAACUAUGAGCUUCGACGCAGUCAAAUUGAGCUGGGAGAAAUAAUCGGGGAGGGUCAGUUUGGUGAUGUACACCGUGGUACCUGUACCACAGCUAAGAAUACCAAAAUACAAGUGGCAGUAAAAACCUGCAAGCCAGAUGCUGAUAUGACUAUCACAGAAGUUUUUCUAGAGGAAGCUUAUGUGAUGCAGCAAUUCGACCAUAAACACAUCAUCAAACUGAUAGGAGUGUGUACUGAAAAUCCUGUUUGUAUUGUUAUGGAGCUCGCUAAGCUCGGUGAACUAAGGGCAUACUUGAAUGACAAUAAAUCGACUCUUGGAUUGUCAACCCUCCUUCUGUACAUCUAUCAGCUCAGCACGGCACUGAGCUAUUUGGAGUCGAAGAAGUUUGUCCAUCGAGACAUCGCAGCCCGCAAUGUACUCGUUGCUUCUGAAGAUUGUGUCAAGCUUGGCGAUUUCGGGCUGUCGCGAUGGGUAGAAGAUCAGAGUUACUAUAAGGCAUCAAGAAUGAAGCUGCCAAUAAAAUGGAUGUCACCGGAAAGCAUAAACUUUCGACGAUUUACUACUGCAAGUGAUGUAUGGAUGUUCGGUGUUUGUAUGUGGGAGAUUCUCAGUCUUGGCAUCAAGCCUUUCCAAGGUGUCCGAAAUAACGAGGUGAUUGGAAAACUUGACAAUGGAGAACGUCUUGGACUUCCACAAGGAUGCCCUCCACGGCUUUAUAGUCUUAUGGUGCAGUGCUGGCAGUACGAGCCAUCAAAAAGGCCGAAAGCAAAUCAGCUCAAGAACAGUCUUUAUGAAAUCAUGAUGGAAGAAAAAAAUCAGCAACAAGAAACGCUUAAGAGGGAAAACAGGCGUGUACAAGCAAUGUCUUGGGGCUCUUCUGUAUCUGACGACAAGAAGGAAGGUGGUUUGACAUACAUAGUUGCACAAGAUCCACAGGUCCUGGCGCAGCUAAUGCGUGAGUCUGAAGUGACUAAAAGGCUCAAUCCAACCCUCUACACUCAAGCGGCCUCCCCUUUCAACGUCCUUGCGGUAGAGAUUACGAAAAGAGAUGAAGGCUACGAUAAAAACACAGGCAGUUCAUCUUCUUCAGGACUUUACGGCGAUCUUCUAGCCGUUGAACGAGGCGUUAUUACACCGAGCGCUGAAAGCGAACAGGAAGAAAUAGAGAAGAAGAUGAGAGAACAGCUACGAGAGGCAGAAGAAGAUUCGAGGUGGCUUGUUGAGGGCGAGAACAAUCUGAAGAAACGCCUUUCCAUAGCAACAUCUCUAUCAGAUGAAUCGAAUGAAGGCGCAUCUAACUCAGACUCACUUACAAGGAGUAAGAAACCAGAGCAAGUUGUUAGGCUUAAGAAAAUGGAGCCAAAACCAACUGCAGAUCUUGAUAGGACAAAUGAUAAAGUUUACGAGUGCACAAAAAAUGUGGUGAAAGCCGUUAUGGCCCUUAGUCAAGGAGUCCAAGAUGGCCAUACUGAUGUUUAUCUCAGCCUUGUGAGAAAAGUCGGCAUGGAGCUGCGAUCACUUCUCACAAGUGUGGACGUUCUUGUUGAAAUAUUUCCGGAAUCUGCAAUAAGGGAGGUUGAAAUGGCACACCAGGUCCUCGGGAAAGAUAUGUCUGAGCUAAUUAACGCCAUGAAGCUAGCACAGCAUUAUUCAACCAACACACUUGACUGUUAUCGCAAGGGAAUGCUCUGUGCUGCACAUGUUCUUGCCAUGGACGCCAAAAAUCUUUUAGAUGUUGUAGACCGAAUUAGGCUGGAGCAUGAGCAGGUCGAUGCUCUAAUAAGUGCAAAGCAUGAGGCCAAAGAACCUCAAAAAUGAGUCAUAAUGAUGAAGACAAAGAGAAAGAAAGCUUUUGUUACCUGAUUUACUUUGUAAAAUGUUAUUUAAAAAUUUUUCUUCUUUUUCUUUAUUUCUUUUGUUAUGUAAUAUUAUAUAUAUAAAUUAUG
Cimex lectularius (bed bug) is the source of this 3403-nucleotide messenger RNA. RefSeq names its product focal adhesion kinase 1 (gene Fak). Gene Ontology annotation, biological process: signal complex assembly; protein phosphorylation. The coding region runs from base 285 to 3275 and encodes 996 amino acids. Gene Ontology annotation, molecular function: protein tyrosine kinase activity; ATP binding. The transcript is spliced from 17 exons. Gene Ontology annotation, cellular component: focal adhesion; cytoskeleton. The record is from RefSeq and is a predicted model, not a curated record. Lineage: Eukaryota; Metazoa; Arthropoda; Insecta; Hemiptera; Cimicidae.